Messenger RNA from Stylophora pistillata, 2865 nucleotides. RefSeq lists its product as uncharacterized. Gene Ontology annotation, cellular component: cytoplasm. Gene Ontology annotation, molecular function: acid-amino acid ligase activity. Lineage: Eukaryota; Metazoa; Cnidaria; Anthozoa; Scleractinia; Pocilloporidae. The record is from RefSeq and is a predicted model, not a curated record.
CCGAUCUCUCCGAUCUCUUCUAAAAUGCCGGCUAGAAAGUUAACGUUAUACGCUAGUGUAGCUAUAGGAGUAACUGGACUGUCAGUCUUAGGAAUUGUUUUUAAAAUUCGGCGAAAGAGAUGUUCUGAGCUGCACACGUUUGGCUCGAUGUUACGACAACAUUUCGAAUACUUCAUAUUUUCCCUCUUUGGGACGAGAAUGACACGAAAGUUGGAAAAAGAUAGCAUCAAUUUUAUCCAAGUACAAGAAGAAACUUUGUUUAAGAUUCUCAAGAGUAACGCUGGUACAGAAUAUGGACAUAAGUACAAUUUUGGUGACAUUCACGAUAAGGUCAAAUAUGUUAGUCAACACCCGCUGACGAGAUACAAUCACUAUGAAUCUUACAUAGAAAAGAUCUCUCAGGGUGAGAAGAACGUUCUUACUGCAAAGGAGCCUUACCAGCUGGGUGUUACUUCUGGAACCUCAGGAAAAAGUAGUCUACUUCCAACUACAAAUGACAUCCCUCGCAUCUUUUUCACCAAUGGUGUACUUGUUGGCAUAAAUACCAUGUUUGAGGCUUAUCCUGGGUCCUACCAGCUGCAGAAAAACUUGAAGUUCUUUUAUUCACCAAAGUGGCGCUACACAUCCUCUGGCCUGCCCAUUGGUCCAAAUUCCUCAUCACCCAGCAACUCACAGCGAAUCCUCCAUCUUUAUACCACUCCAAAAGCAGGUUAUGACAUCAUAACAGAACCAGAAGCCUUGUACAUUCACUUACUGUUUGCUUUAAAGGAUCGAAAUCUAGGCAUUUUGGAGGCAAAUUUUUCCCAGCUGGUGUAUUCCGGGCUCCUUGCACUUGAAGCUCAGUGGAAGUCACUAGUGGAGGAUGUUGAACUUGGGAGGGUGAACCCAAAUUUGAACAUUAAAGAAGAUGUCAGAAGUAAACUAGAUAGCCUCCUCAAGCCUGAUAAUGAACGAGCUGACGAACUGGAGAGAGAAUUUACCAAAGGGUUCGACGGAAUUGUCAAGAGAAUAUGGCCACAUAUUAACUUAGUCCUCGCUUGUUCCACAGGUUCAUCAGAGCUGUAUGCCAGCAAACUAAAGGAAAAAUAUCUGGGUGAUGUGCCAAUUUACUCGCCGUUUUAUGGAUCGACUGAAGGUCUGAUCGGAGUUAAUCUGUGGCCACAAGAAACGACCCCAGUUUACAUGCUGGUGCCUCGUGCAAUGUUCUUUGAGUUCAUUCCAGUGGAAGAAAGCAGUGAAGAACAGCCGAAAACGCUGUUUGGUGAAAACAUCGAAGUUGGAAAACUCUACGAGUUAGUGGUGACAAAUCCUAGCGGACUUUACCGAUACAGAAUCGGAGAUGUAGUCAAGGUUGCUCGUUUUCAUAACAGUUGCCCUGUAGUAGAAUUCCAGUAUCGUCAAGGGCAAAUACUUAAUGUUCGGGCUGAAAAAACGUCUGAGCGCGUUUUCUACGACGCACUGACGGCUGCGCUUGGCCAGGAAGGACAGCGGCUUCAGAUGGUGGAUUACACUUGCACGGAAAGCGUUAUGCUUAGCACACAGAGUUACGUGAUUAGCGAAAACGUAAAAAGUGUGGCGCCAUUUUAUGCUGUGUUUAUAGAGUGGAAUGACAGGGAACAGAAGGAAGAUGAUAUAAAAGGUGUUGAACAGAAGAUCGACGAGGCGUUAUGUAGAUUCAGUCCCGUUUACGAGUCGUUCAGGCGCAAGGGAAGCAUAUCUUGCUUAAAACUCUUCGCAGUAAGAGAAGGAACUUUUUGCGAACUGCGACAAUAUCUGCUCCGCAACAAUCCUGCAGCGGCUAAUCAGAUCAAAAUACCGCGGGUUGUGAAGACGAAAGAGGCGCUCGAUAUCUUGUUGAGAAAUACGACAACGUAAAAGGCGUUGUGUUACAAUAUUUUGAGUCGUUUGGGACGGCGUUUAGAAUUACCUUGAACAUGAAGGGAAAGUCAAGAUAUUAAUUUGGUAGGGAAGAAUAACUCCAAAAGGGAAAGAAAAUACGAAAGGAAAAGAAGGAUUUGCAAGUAUAGAGAAGAUUUACACGGAUUGCUAAUUUGCAAACAGCUACAUAAUUCUUGUAGUAUCUGUUAUCCAAAUGCAUCUAACCAAACGACCGUGCAGUCGCCACUGCAACUGAGCUUUUUACCUCAUUUGAGUAUCAAAAAGGGAAAAAUGAGAGUCCGUGACUUGCAAUAACAUUUGUGGGGUAUAUGCUAUAUUUUUACUGCCUGUAUGGUGGAUUUAAAAUAUGUUAAUUAUAUCUUUAUUGUUCGUCAAGCUGGUUUUAAAUGCGAUUCCUAGUUAAGAGGAACGAUUUAAGUGAACUCGAAAUUCCUGUUCAGCCGUUAGCUCAUUUUAACUCAUCAUUUACUAAAGGUGUUAAAGAUUUUAUCCAUAAAUUGCUCUUGAAAAAAGCGGGAUGUAUAAAGAGAGAUUUUGCCAAAGACAGCGUUGAAUUUAAACAGGCCGUCGUCCUUUACCGUUAGCAAAAAUGCGUCCUGCGAAAUUGACCAAUGACAACGCGCGUAGUAACUGCGAGAUGUAAAAAGUGAUUUUAAUCCUAACACUUCGUAAACUCGGUGACGCGAGUACAUUUAGGAUCUUAAAUACGAAUUUUACGCUUUCAUGAUUUUAAUCCUGACACAAAUUUCUUAAUGGACUGAAACGGUAAUUUCACCUUCACAUAAACCUACAUUCGAAAGCUUUGAAAGCAUAUUUUGAUUUAUUUAUGUCGCCAUUUAGAUAAUAGAUAAAACUCAUUUCGCCUCUGCAGUCGUUGUUCUUUUAAAGAUCAUCGCUAAAUCAUUGCAGUGGACUCAGUUUCAUUAAAGGCUGGAUGCCUCUAGGCGUGAUCUAAGUACAUGUAAA